AUCAUUUUCUGCUUAGACGAGCACCGCCAGUCUCCCAAAAUGGUCCAAUUCUCCGAGGAGACCAAGGAACGCGUUUCCAAGGUCAUUGAUAUCUCCAGAGUCGCCAUUCACUACGGCUACUUGCCUCUCAUCGUUUACCUAGGCUACACCUACAGCGAGCCGAAGCCGUCUCUGUUCAAGUUGUUCUCGCCUCUUGCUUGAAGAUCUUAUUGGAGUAUCAAAAUGAAAGAAAUGGGGCAAAUCCGAGAGACCGGGGAAGAUU
Messenger RNA from Penicillium cinerascens, 262 nucleotides. RefSeq names its product mitochondrial import receptor subunit TOM7. The coding region runs from base 40 to 201 and encodes 53 amino acids. The record is from RefSeq and is a predicted model, not a curated record. Gene Ontology annotation, cellular component: mitochondrial outer membrane translocase complex; mitochondrial outer membrane. Gene Ontology annotation, biological process: protein import into mitochondrial matrix; protein insertion into mitochondrial outer membrane. Lineage: Eukaryota; Fungi; Ascomycota; Eurotiomycetes; Eurotiales; Aspergillaceae. The transcript is spliced from 5 exons.